GGUCGUCGAGCUUCUUCUCAUCGUGCCAGUUCCGACUCCGAGGCGCGCGCAUCGAGCCGUUGAGCUAUUUGUAUAUUUUUUAUCCGCAUUUGCGAACCGCUUGAAUCUGUGUCUGUGCGACGCGAUUUUUUAUUCGACCGUGAGCCUCGAUGUGUGAUAUUCUAAAAAGUUCACAUUCGCGCGUAACGGAGAGCUGCGUUUGUCGUGCAGUCGCGCGAGGACGUUCAAACGGAAGGCGCGAGCCGGUUUGAUGCGUGUCUGUCAACAGCGCGGCGCGAUUUGUGCAAUUUUACAAGCUUGGAAAGCACCUCGAUUCAGCCCCGAAACCCUCCGCGGGUGAUCAAGAAUUAAGCGCAUUCGUGUUUGUCAGUGAAAGUUCUUGUUUCGUAUCGCAGGCGGUUUAAGCUCGAGCAUGGCGCAAUUUCACGAAGAUCCGGCGCUGCUCACGAAAGAGAAACUGAAGAGCGAGUUAAUAGCGAAUAAUGUUCCUCUGCCCAGCGCGGACAGCAAGAAAGAUGUUUAUGUUCAGCUUUACCUGAAGAACCUGACCGUGCUCAACAAGACACGCGCGUCACCGCCUGCAGACACUUUCUCAAGUGAUGAUGAGGACAGCAGCCGGGUCACCGGGAAGAAAGCCACAAGAAAGACGGACAGAGCUCGCGAGGACGAGAAGGACGCUUCAUCUCUGACCGAUGAAGAGUUGAAUAUUCAGCUUCAGAAAUAUGGCGUCCUCACCGGUCCCAUCGUCGCAUCCACUCGUAAGCUGUACGAGAAGAAGCUUCAGCAGUUUCUGGAUCAGCCUCUGGUGGAGACCACACUGCCCGAGCCCGAGACUGCCAUCCCAGAGGCCGUCACCAUCAAGGCAGAUGGAAAUCAGAAUGGAAACACACUUUCCUCUGAAGAUCAGUACAGUGACAAAGAAGACGAUUUCGUUCCAGAGCCGGUUCCUGUAGCGUCUAAGCCGGUCCGAAGCAGAGGGAAGCCCCCGGUCACCACCAGAACCGGCAGCAGACAGCGUGCCAAAGUGCAGGUGGAGGAGACGACCGCAACUGGUCUUCAGAAAACAUCCGUGGAUGGAGGAGACGCUUUAAAGGAAAUGUUCCCGAAUGAACACCGCACACCCACUGGAAUGAUGGCCACGUGUCGAAAGCCGAUCCACGGUGCGGCCGGACGUCCAGUGAAGCCUCUGAACCUCUGGUCAGAAGAGCCCGUCCUGCAGCAGGAGGUUUACACCGCCACCAAAUCCUCCCUCGCUGAAGUGCGCAGCACCAUGCCCGCCCCACCACCGAGACGCUGGUUCUCUUUCUGGUUAAAGGUCCUGCUGGUGCUCACACUGGCUGCGUGUCUGUACUACGCCUCCCAGAACGUCACCGCCGAUCAGAUUGACGCCUGUCAGGUCUUCGUCCAGGACAACGUGAUUACGCCUCUUGUUAAUUACAUGAGGUGGGAUAGUCGUGUUGGAAAAUGAGCUGCCGCACCUGUCGCCUUGCGCUUCAGCAUGCAUCACUGGCAGACUGAUUUUCUAGCUGUAUCUCAGUGUCUCAUCGGCAGGGGUCCAACAGUGAGGGGGGGGGUUUGCAGUUCAACCUAGCCGUGACGUCUGAAUAGACUUGUUUUACAGAUAGUCUUUUAAACUUUCGUGCAUCAUAUUGCUUUGCGAUUUUACUGUUUUGUAGCGUUAAAGAUGAUGUAGUGUGUAAUGUAGUGUUCGUUUAUGAUAGUGGACCAUUUGUCAAAUUCGCCAGCUCGGUUCAGAAUCUCAAAACGAGUUAAAAACCUUAAGUGCCAAAACAUGGCCAACAAGAGUUUGCUUUCACACACAUCAGGACCGGAUGAAAAAACCUGAAGCUGAGUAUUUGCAGAAACGUUUUUUAAAUAAUUGUGGCAAAGUUGAUUUAGAACCGCUGAAAUGAAGAGACCAGAUGAUGAGUUUUGGGCAGAAUUUGGGCGUAGAAUCUAGAAAAGUUUGUGUAGAUCAUUUGUAGCAUCAAAAUGUUCGAACUACAGAACAGCUCACAUAAUGUUUAUUUCUGUGCUGUUUGUCAAGUCUCACGUAGUCAAUAAUUCUUCAGCUCUGAUGAGAGUCUUGGUUCAUGAGUUUGUAAUAUUUUUAAAAUGUGAUAAUGAUGGAGAUUUUUAAAACCCAGAAUGAGAAUUCAAUUCACUGACCCUCUUCUGUCAUUGACUGAACCUAAUCACUGGUGUUCCUUUCUUUACUGUGAUUGAUCGAGUUGACAACGUUUGUCUUCUGAACAUAUUCACCAGAAUGAACUGUGCUCAAUUUCAGUCAGGAAUACAUUUGUGACAGAUAUCUUGGUUUUCAGGUUUGCUUUUAUAUUUUACUUUUUAACGGCAAUAUUUUUCUAACGUCUUCUGUAAAUGAAAAGCAUUUUUUAAACAAAGUGGUUAACUUUCACAAGGUUUGGUUUUGGUCUGCUGUGUCUCAGGCAGUAGACUGAGGUGUAAGUCAUAUUUGCACCGUUUAGGCAGCUAACUGGGGAAAAAUUGGUCAUUUGCAAUGAAUUAUUUAUGGUUGAUUCAAUGCAGUACUGGUGUAAAUAAAAAAGUUUUAAUUCUG
This is a messenger RNA of Triplophysa dalaica, 2578 nucleotides long. RefSeq names its product thymopoietin b (gene tmpob). The record is from RefSeq and is a predicted model, not a curated record. The transcript is spliced from 6 exons. Lineage: Eukaryota; Metazoa; Chordata; Actinopteri; Cypriniformes; Nemacheilidae. Gene Ontology annotation, molecular function: DNA binding. The coding region runs from base 413 to 1468 and encodes 351 amino acids.